AUGUCUAAGACGCCCAAUCCAGAGUUCACCAAAGACGGUACCGUGGUCGACCUGGCUGAGCCAGACGAGCGUCCACAAUAUAGGUCUUUUGUUUCUGCUUUCCUAUCAAGGAAGAGGAGCGUAGACCCUGACAGCAUUGCCACUACACGCAGCGUUUUCGACGACCCUGUACUGGCAAAAUACUAUCAGCCUCAUCCCCAGUACGAGAACUUGCACCGAUUCGACCCCAACGAAAGAUGGACGCACCGCGAAGAGACCGCUGUGCGUCGCAAAUGCGACAUAAAGAUCUUCCUCUGGAUUCUUGUUAUGUUCUUCGGUCUGAACCUCGACCGAGGCAAUCUGGGCAAUGCUUCCGCCGACAAUCUACUGGAUGAUUUGAACAUCAACACGAAUGACUACAACAACGCGCAGAACAUGUACCGGAUUGGAUUUCUGAUUGCAGAGAUUCCAUCCCAAAUGAUUGGAAAACGACUUGGUCCUGAUCGAUGGAUCCCCGCGCAGAUCAUCAUGUGGAGCCUGGCGUCGGGAGGUCAGUUCUUCAUCCACAAUCGCGCUGGGUUCUUUGCUUGUCGCUUCUUCCUGGGGUUCUUCAUGGGUGGUUUUAUUCCGGACGCGAUCUUGUAUCUCUCAUAUUUCUACACCAAGUCGGAGAUGCCUCUUCGGCUGGCGUUCUUUUGGUUCGUUGACUCUAUCUCUGGUGUCAUUGCAUCGUUCAUCGCCUACGGAGUCUUGCAUAUGCGUGGUGUUCAAUCUCGCCCCGGAUGGCAAUGGUUGUUCCUCAUUGAAGCCUUGAUCAGUAUCGUUAUCGGUUUCCUGAGUUUUUUGUUCCUCGUCCCGGGACCGACACAAACCAAAACCUGGUGGAACCCGAGUGGCUACUUCACGGAGUGCGAGGAAAAGAUUAUCGUCAACCGUGUCCUCCGCGACGAUCCAUCCAAAGGAGACAUGCACAACCGUCAAGCCUUAUCACUGGGUAUGCUGUGGAAAAGUCUCAAAGACUACGAUCUGUGGCCGAUCUACAUCAUCGGUAUUCUGUUUGAGAUCCCCACCGGGCCACCGAAAGGAUAUCUCAGUUUAUCCCUCAAGGCGAUCGGAUUCAGCACGUUUGAGACAACACUCCUCGGAAUCCCAGUCACCGUAUUCGCCGCUAUCAACCUGCUCAUCAUCACCGAAAUCACCGAGCGAUUCCACCAGAUUUCAAUCGUGGGCAUUUUCACCCAGCUCUGGUCUCUGCCGCUGCUCAUCGUUCUCUACACAUCCGCCAGCUCGCUCUCCAGCUGGGGUCUGUACGCGGUUACAUUCGUGCUUCUGGGUUGGCCCUCUCCUCAUGCUGCUCAUGUCGGCUGGACUUCUCGAAUUAGUAACGCCGUGCGAACCCGAACCGUUAGCGCGGCCGUGUACAAUAUUACCAUCCAAUUGUCCGGAAUCGCGUCAUCGAACAUCUAUCGCGAGGAUGACAAACCAUAUUAUCAUCGGGGAGACGGCCAACUUAUUGCAAUCAAUGUUGCCACUAUUGUAGCAUACGUUCUGGCGAAGGUGUACUAUGCAUGGCGGAACAAGUGGAAGAAGGCCAAGUGGGAGGCGAUGAGCGAGCAGGAGAAAGCGCAUUAUUUGGAUACGACUAGCGACGAGGGAAACAAGCGACUGGACUUCCUCUUUGAUAGUUAG
Messenger RNA from Aspergillus melleus, 1668 nucleotides. RefSeq names its product putative MFS transporter. Gene Ontology annotation, cellular component: membrane. Gene Ontology annotation, biological process: transmembrane transport. The record is from RefSeq and is a predicted model, not a curated record. Bases 1 to 1668 code for a protein of 555 amino acids. Gene Ontology annotation, molecular function: transmembrane transporter activity. The transcript has a single exon. Lineage: Eukaryota; Fungi; Ascomycota; Eurotiomycetes; Eurotiales; Aspergillaceae.